AUGCAAUCGUCGGCGUACAAGCCCAGCACGCCCGACUCGCGCACUCGCGCAAAGGUGCGUAUCGAGGCUCUCAAUUCGCCCUUGCGUCGGUCGAGCUCUUUGGGCCACACGCCAACAUCGUCGAUGCUCGGCUUUCCUAUUCCGACUGACCUCCUGUUGGGUCUGCUACUCAACAAAACGCUGCUAGCAUCAGCAGCUCUACUCGUAUGCACCUGGCUCUCGUCCUCGCACAACGAGUCAAUACACUCGCGAGUUUCUUCUUCUAUAGACGAACCAGGCUCUGCGGCUUCGCGCGAACCCAACACAAGCAGCACCAGCUCCUGGGCAAUCGCCACCUUUGUGUUUCUGAUCGCAGCUGCAGUACAGGCGAUUUGGUUCAAGGCAUGGCAGUGGUUACCGGCAGUCAAACGUGUCGAUAGGCGCAGGCUCUGCACGUUAGCCGCUAUCAACUUUGCUCAGCUUCUCGUUUGGCUCAUGGCUCUGCGCAAGCUCGAUGCGGUCAACGUGAUCAUCUUUACCCAGUACUGCGAGAUCUGGGCGGUGGACCUUGCAAAGAGCCUCAGUGGUCGCAGUUAUGGCGGAUACGCAACCCUUUUCGCUCUAGCCGUCUCGUUCCUCUCCUCCAUCUCAAAUGCUGCCGCACCAGCCACGGGCGCCAUCAACUAUUCGAGCCAUAUGCUGGAAAUGUAUGCCGACGUUGAUCUGCCAGAUAGUCUCAGAAGGAAUAGACCCGCUGGACUCGCAUCACCUUCGCAACUCCGAGCCACCUCUGCUGCGGUAGACGCAUCGACGGCCAACUUGAGCGUCUUUGGCACGCUCAUCGGUCACGCUUACCUUGUCAUGUUUGCGCUUCUCACCAUCGAAAGAGAGAGCGCACUGCUGAGUGCGAGCAGAGAUACAGGCGGUCGAAGGAGGGCUGGCAUUGUAGCCACCAUUGUCGCUUCGGCGUUCACGCUGCCCGUAUCGCUGCUGUUACGCCUGCUGGGAUUCUCGACCUUUCCGGCGCUUUCAUCGCUGGUACCCUCGGCUUCUAACAGCGGCGGCUCGGCAGGCUUUAGCCAUUUGCCAGCGUACCUGGCCAUCAGCUUUGGCUUCUUGAUUCUCGACCCGCUCGUCAGCACUUCGAUCGAGUCGCAUGCUUCCACCAAGGACCGCGUGGCACAUGGAUGGCCAAUUGCUGUGCUCGCCGCCUUUGGCAUAGGUUUUGUCGGAUUUGGCUACAAGCCAAGAUGGUCGCAGCUCGCUGUUGCGCUGCUGGUAGGACAAGCGUUACGUAGCAUCCUCAAAAAUUCGCCGGAUCACAUCUCGUCUCGGUUUACCACAUCCUCAACUAGCAAGGCCGAUAACGCGCAUGGCAGUGCGGUGGCUACAAGAUCUUCCGAUGUGUCGGCCGUACAGGAGCUUGUUGAAUCGUUUCGAUCGGGCGUGGCUGCGUGCAAAGGUACGGUCAAGAUCAUCAUGGCCAAUCCAGACUCGCGCAAAAUCUUUCAAUUCCUGCUGCUCAACCUUGCGUUUAUGGGUGUGCAGCUGCUUUGGGGAGUUUGGACCAACAGUCUGGGCUUGAUUAGCGAUGCGAUCCACAUGUUUUUCGACUGUGCCGCCAUCGGCAUGGGUCUGUUUGCCAGCGUCAUGGCCACCUGGCCCACCGACUCCACCUUCACCUACGGCUAUGCCCGCGUGGAGACGCUCAGUGGAUUUGCUAACGGCAUCUUUUUGAUUCUCAUCUCCAUCUUUAUCGUGUUCGAAGCGGUGCAGCGCAUCAUCGAGCCGCCAGUGAUGAACAACAACACGCAACUUCUGAUCGUCAGCAGCAUGGGUCUUGGCGUCAACCUGUUUGGAAUGUGGGCGACCGGCGGUCAUCAUCAUCACGGACAUGGCCAUGGACACGGCCAUGGUCACGAUCACGGUCACGGGCACGGGCACGGGCACGACCAUGGGCAUGGACAUGGACAUUCGCACAACAUGAUGGGGGUGUACCUGCACGUCAUGGCGGAUACGCUUGGCUCUGUAGGCGUCAUUAUCAGCACACUGCUCAUUGGGCAGUUUGGGUGGACAGGGUUCGAUCCGAUCGCAUCGCUGUUUAUUGCAUUCAUGAUCGUGGGCUCGGUGAUUCCGCUCGUGCUCGAAUCGGGAAGGAUCUUAUGUCUCGAAGUGGGCGAACAUCGCGAGACAGAGAUGAUAGAGGCUCUGGAUGAGCUUCGCACCCUUCACGGCGUGGUUUCGUACCACUCGCCCAGGUUUUGGCCAAAGGAUGCCGAGACUCUGGUUGGCCUAAUUCGCGUGCAGGUCGUGUGGCCUAUCGCUGCAGUGGGAGAGGCGACUGCGCAUCCGCAUGACCACAGUCAUCAUCACAACCACGACCACAGCCACACCCACAAUCACGACCAUGACCAUGGCUGUGAUCGUGGCCAUGGUCACGGGCACAGUCAGCGCUCCGAUCACGCCAGUGAGCCAAGCAACGCAUCAGCGACUCGCUCAGCAUUGACGCCAGAAGCAAUCGCAAAGAACGUCGAGAGCCUGCUUAAAUCGCGCAUUCACGGUCUAGAGAGCGUCGCAGUGCAGCUGGAAAAGGUGGGUCCCGACGCGGCUUCGCCCAACAGCGUGUUUGCAAGCACUCCCCUGUCGUCGUCGCCGUCUUACAGCAGCGCAUAUGACGCAAGCCCCACGACUGCACGCAGCAACACCGCAUCCGCCACACUGUCUCCCAUAACUGCACAUCGUCCUUCGCACCACCAUCACCACCAUCACUAG
This is a messenger RNA of Mycosarcoma maydis (corn smut), 2751 nucleotides long. RefSeq lists its product as uncharacterized. The coding region runs from base 1 to 2751 and encodes 916 amino acids. Gene Ontology annotation, molecular function: zinc ion transmembrane transporter activity. The record is from RefSeq and is a predicted model, not a curated record. The transcript has a single exon. Gene Ontology annotation, biological process: zinc ion transport; transmembrane transport; intracellular zinc ion homeostasis. Lineage: Eukaryota; Fungi; Basidiomycota; Ustilaginomycetes; Ustilaginales. Gene Ontology annotation, cellular component: membrane; Golgi apparatus.